CAACUCACUUUAGGGGCUACACCAGAGACGUUGACAGCUUGCACGUCUCAUUCAUAUAUUUUCAGCAAGGAAACGCCUAUCUGUUGAUGGUAUCUUUGGUUUGUAACACUGAUCCUAUUGCAGCUGAUUUAAGGCGACUGCGCAGAGCUACACAGCCGCAGCAGCAAAGGAGUCUACACAGCCACCAUGGUGAACACACAGAAAGCCCAACUCAAGAUCUCUACUGUCAACAGAGGAAUUAUGUCUUCAACAUGAGGUUUUUAUAAAUACAAACUGUAUGAUCAGUCGGGACGAUCCGGGACGACUUUCAGCGUUCGGACUGAAAGGCAGUUGCGUUGCGCGUGCGAGCCAAAAACUAGGCAACCGUGAACACUUGUAUUCUUGUUUCGUACGGAGAAAAAACCCUCAUGAUGAAAUUUAAGCCCAAUCAGACCAGGACUUACGACGGAGAGGGGUUCAAAAAACGGGCAGCCUGUCUUUGUUUCAAGAACGAGCGCGAGGACGAGGUCUUGCUUGUUAGCAGCAGUCGGCAUCCAGACCAGUGGAUCGUUCCAGGAGGAGGAAUGGAGCCAGAAGAGGAGCCAGGAGGAGCUGCAGUUCGAGAGGUCUAUGAGGAGGCUGGUGUGAAGGGCAACCUUGGCAGGCUGCUGGGAAUAUUUGAGCAGAACCGAGACAGCAAGCAUCGGACAUAUGUGUAUGUGCUUACGGUUACAGAGACGCUGGAAGACUGGGAAGACUCGGUUAAUAUUGGUCGGAAAAGAAAAUGGUUCAAGGUUGAUGAAGCCAUCCGGGUGUUACAGUGCCAUAAACCUGUCCAUGCAGAAUACCUCCGCAAACUCACUCCUCGCUGCGGCCCCACAAACGGCAACUCUCAGGAGCCUAUGAACACCGACGACAACGCCCCCCUACACCAAACAACCUCACAAGACUGUGGACUGACCCGUUUACACAGAUAAAACUGCCAACAGACAACACACCAGAAAGUACUUUAUAAGGGAAACGAAUCUAGGCCUGGAAAAGACAAUUUGUGCAUGCAAAAUUUCAAUGUUUACUCUUUGAACCUUUUUUAAGUGUAGAAACCAAAGUUUUGAUACCCCCGUUUCUUGUCAAGUAAUUAAGAUCGAGCCGUUUUUCGCAUUUCACAUUUCUAAACAAACAUUUCAAGCCAAACAAGGUGCAGUUGGAGUAUAUAAAGUAGCAUGAUUUCAAGUAUUAAGUUCAAAGAUGACGAAAUGUAAUAAUGAACGUUUUGGAGAUGUUAUAUGACAGAUUUUAUGACAGUGAUGGAUUUGUGCAAGGUUAUUUUGCCAAGCUUUUGAAGUUGUAAGUUGUUCAGAAGGGAUAAUUGUGGUGGAUCUUUAAGAGUGCUGUCUAUUUAUACCUCAUUGAUAACUGGACCUAGAUGUUAGGUAUUUGGUAAAGUAAAAAGUCUGCACAACAUCAUACAGAACCAAAAUAAAGAAGUCAUUUACUUAAGAUUAAGAUUUAUAAAGUAUGUACAUAGUUCAUAAAUAGAACUUGGGCUGCGUUUUGAUUAUAUUUAAUGCCUUCAUCACAGAUAUCUACCUGUAAUAUAGGUUUAACAUGCUGUGAUGUUUGAUGGUCUUUUGAUGGUCACAGUUUGGUCUUAAAUGUGAAUUUGCCACAUUGAACUGUGCAAUCUGGUUACCCUGCUUUCUCUUUGCAAAUAGGUGCUAAAAUGAAUCCCCUGUACACUUUAAAAACAAACUGUGCUAAAUAAAAGUGGUUCACUGGCUCGUAAUCAUAGGGGAACCAUUUUAAGUGCCAUAUGUCACCCGUGUAUAACCAUAUUGUGCUAUGUAGAACCAUAUGUGGUGCUAUAUCACCCCCGUAUGGUUCUUCAUAGGUGCUAUAUAGCACUAAAAAUGGUUCCCCUAUGAUUACAAGCUUGUAGUGCUAUUUAGCACCAAUUUUUUUUUAGUGUGUAAGGCAGAAUAACGUCAUGUGGCCAUGUCACUUCUGAACCACUUUAUCUUCUGAAGCCGUGAUGAGAACAAUGAAAUAAAAAUAACUGCAUGGCGUGGUUGAUCCAUGGAAGACUUUGAAAUGUCAUUUUGUUAAUAUUUUUUUAAAAGAUAUUCUGAAUAUUUCAGAAAAGACAAAGCCCCCGGUUAUAACCAUUACACAUUAUGUCAAUCAAAGCAGGUAGACAUAUACAUACUGAUGUUUUCUUUUCAUUUUUCACAAAGUGUUUUCUGAAAUAAAGGAAACAAAAUGCAGUAAACAUGUAUUGCAA
This is a messenger RNA of Misgurnus anguillicaudatus (oriental weatherfish), 2257 nucleotides long. It is a transcript of the gene nudt4a, whose product is annotated as nudix (nucleoside diphosphate linked moiety X)-type motif 4a. The record is from RefSeq and is a predicted model, not a curated record. Lineage: Eukaryota; Metazoa; Chordata; Actinopteri; Cypriniformes; Cobitidae. Gene Ontology annotation, molecular function: bis(5'-adenosyl)-hexaphosphatase activity; diphosphoinositol-polyphosphate diphosphatase activity; bis(5'-adenosyl)-pentaphosphatase activity. Gene Ontology annotation, biological process: adenosine 5'-(hexahydrogen pentaphosphate) catabolic process; diphosphoinositol polyphosphate metabolic process; diadenosine hexaphosphate catabolic process. Gene Ontology annotation, cellular component: cytoplasm; nucleus.